AUGCUAUCCUCUAUCAACUCAUACAUAGGUUACUCAGACCUGAGUACCAAGGAGAAACCGUCCAUUCAGACCAAACAGCAACCCCGAGCACUUCCCUCAUCAUGGUACCGCUCUCCAGACAUGUACCAGCUGGAACGUCGGGCCAUCUUCUCCAAGAAAUGGCUGAUGGUUACCCACAAACUUCGCUUUACACAGCCAGGAGACUACUUCCGCUUCGAGGAGGCUGGCUACCCAUUUGUACUUUGCCUUGACAGGAACGGCACCUUGCACGGUUUUCACAACAUAUGCCGACACCGCGCGUUCCCGGUCGUGACAGAGUCGGAGGGAAACGCGAGGAUCUUCUCGUGCAAGUACCACGGCUGGUCCUAUGGCUUGAACGGCAAGCUAGCGAAGGCGCCUCGCUUCGACGAUGUUGAAGGAUUUCAAAAAGAGGACCACAGUCUAUUCCCCGUCCACAUCCACGUCGACAAGCUUGGCUUCGUGUGGGUGAACCUGGAGGCCUCCGAGCACCCAUCAGUCGCGUGGGAAGAUGAUUUCCGGGACGUGGAUGCACAAGAGCGCUUUCAGAACUUUGACUUUACACAAUACAAGUUUGACCAUGUGUGGGGGAUGAAAGGUGACUAUAACUGGAAGACGCUCGCGGACAACUACAACGAGUGCUACCACUGUACCGUCGCGCACCCCGAUGUGGCCAAGCUGGCAGACCUGCAGUAUUACUAUACUGUCUCUACACCAGGCCAUAUCCAGCACUUCUCACGGCCACAGAAGGGGAAAGAGGAUGUGGACAUCAAGAACGCGAGUACCUACUACUUCCCCAAUGCCUGCAUGACGGUCUCGCCUCACUUCUUCUACAUGAUGCGCUGCGUCCCCACCACGGCGACCACCACCUCGAUGGAAUACGAAGUCUACCGCCACGUCGACGCCACGGACGCGGAAUUCACCUACAUCGACCAGUUCUUCAAGCGCGUCCUCGGCGAGGACAAGGACCUGUGCAAUGCGGCGCAGCGGAACCUGAACGCCGGCGUCUUCGUCAACGGCCAGCUGCACCCGGAGCUCGAGAGCGCGCCCAUCUUCUUCCAGAGCGUGGUCAAGAAGUUGUUGGUCGACCACCGCACGGAAGAGAAUGCGAGGGGCCGCGAUAUCUGGCCGGCGAGGCGCGGGGUGGCGAGUGCCAAGACGGAGGAGGAGGAUGAGUUCUGUAAAGGGUUGGCUUGUAGUGAUGCUACGUUGACGGCUUCGGAGUGGUGA
Messenger RNA from Cyphellophora europaea CBS 101466, 1248 nucleotides. RefSeq lists its product as uncharacterized. The record is from RefSeq and is a predicted model, not a curated record. The transcript is spliced from 2 exons. NCBI's taxonomy places the organism in Eukaryota, Fungi, Ascomycota, Eurotiomycetes, Chaetothyriales, Cyphellophoraceae. Gene Ontology annotation, molecular function: 2 iron, 2 sulfur cluster binding; iron ion binding. The coding region runs from base 1 to 1248 and encodes 415 amino acids.